Messenger RNA from Spirodela intermedia, 7469 nucleotides. Lineage: Eukaryota; Viridiplantae; Streptophyta; Magnoliopsida; Alismatales; Araceae. The record is from the annotation of a GenBank genome assembly.
AUGCCUGGGUAUCUGGGCCAUCGUCUUUCCAUCCGCCACCGCCUGGUCCGGGGUUCUCGUCUCCGCCGCCUCACGGGUAUUUAUCGACUGUUCCUCACCACCCUAGUUUCCGCCAUCAAGCUCCUCAACCUUAUGGACCCACGGGGCCUCGAGGUUUAUGGCGACCUGUGUGGCCGGAUUUCGGUCCUCGUCCUCAAUUCCGCGGUGCUCCACCUCGGCAAUCCUGGCAAGGGCCACAUCCGGCGUUCCGACCUCAUCCGCCGAGGCCCCGGCUGCCGCCCGCUGACUUCAGGAAGUGGGUUAGCUCAUCGUUGCCGCCGCCGCCGGCUGAGUGUGGUAAGUGGACGGUCUCUCAUCCAUUCUUCAUCGACAAUUUUCCCGAGGAUUCUGGGGACGAUUCCUUUCUAGGGUUCUUGAACGGGGUGUUUUGCGCGCCCAUCUUCAACACUGACCACUGAACAUGUGUGGGGUUGUACCGGCGUCCUAAAGCUUCUGGCUUUAUCCGCCGCACAGAGAACAAUGGGUUCUAUAAGCAUAAUAUUCAUCUGGAAAUUGAGGGAACCCAGUUUAUUCUCCCCGUUAGUUUUUAUGAAACAGGACAUCCCAUUUCUUCUUAGUCUAUUUCUUCCAGCCUUUCUCAUAUCUAACGCCCUUGGGUUUCUUGAUUGUCUUGCUUCUGAUCUCCAGGGAGGUUCACAGUGCUCUCGUACAACAUCCUUGCAGACUAUCUUGCUCGAGACCAUUGGUCAAAGCUUUAUUUCCACAUACCGCCUGAAGUUUUGGACUGGGAAUGGCGAAAGAGCAGAUUAUUUAUUGAAUUCGGGUUGUGGUCUCCCGACAUUAUGUGUCUUCAGGUACUCCUAGGAACUGCUGUCUACUUCACAGACUGUUUGGCAAAUUCGGGAAAUGUUGUGCACUGUUGACUAGGCUGAUGCCAUCUAUCAUUGCUUUUGACGACUUUUUUAUUUUUUAUUUUUAUUUUUAUGUGGUCUUUAUGCCUCUUCAAAAAAUUUGUUGCCACCUCUGAUUUUGGAUCCCCCACAGGAGGUGGACAGAUUCCAGGACUUGGAGAAAGAGUUGGCCCUCCGAGGAUAUAAUGGUGUUUGGAAGGUGGGUUAAAAUAUUGCAGGUUUAUUCUCGCCUAUUUCCGCUGUGUGGUCUUCAUGUCCAUUUCAGUAGUGCCAGCAAAUGAAGCUGAUGCCCGGUUUGGAGAUUUGUUUGACAUUUAUGAUGAAGAUGUAAAUGUGUUGAAACACCGGUUCUGGAGUCGUGAAUGGAUGAUCCUUAGGACCCUGGCAGAAAAUUUUUGCCUGAAAAUGGACUGAAUGUAACUUGUUCCAAGGUCAGGAGCGAUGAAAAAUAAUUAGCUUAUAAGUUAGAAAAGGGGAUUCUUUGGACUUGCUUGAGUAGCUAAUAUAUACAUUACCAUUUUAUGGUUUAUUUUAAAAUAAUUCAGUUUGAAAAUUUGCGAUUGGUUUAACAUCCAUUGUCACCUGAACCACAUUCAAAUAGCUUUUCAUGCUUCUACUGAGGGUGGAAUUCAUUUUGCUUUCAGUUUUGCUUCUGGGAGUUUGCUUGAUUAUGGUGUGUGAAAGAUUUUCGUUUUGCAAGUGUUUGGUUCGCUUCUAUGUGGUGCUUGUUUAUCCUUGCUCUAUCACAGACUUCAAGCAUUCAUAUAUGCUGCAGAUGCGUACUGGUGAUGCAGUAGAUGGAUGUGCUGUUUUUUGGCGGGCAUGUAGGUAUUGUAUUUUUUUUCAUUUUUCAUAUUUAAUCAGUAAAUUUGCGAUAUUAUUUCAUACUUCUACAGUGUACAUCGUAUCCUUAAUUUUCCCAUUCUUUAUCGUAUUUGGUUCUGCUUCUUCGUUUUAUAUUCUGACCCAAUAUCUGUACAAGAAGUGCGUCCUACGUAUAUAUUUUCGUGGCUCCUAUUUUGUUUGGUUUGCCCAACUCCCAGAGCUAGAAUUACAAAUCUGAGGAUUUUAAUGAAGAUUCAUGGGUUUUGGAGGUUUGCUUGGGUGCUUGCCUUGAGAUUUUGGGAGUAGUCAGCAAUUACUGAAUUACAUUUGGUCUGUUGUGAUUUAUGUCAUCUUCUUCUACUAUGUAAAAAUAAAAUCUUACGAAAAAUGAAAAAUCGACUGCUGAUAUUGUCUCUGCCCUUUUUUGACUGAACACAUCUGAUAUCUUAUGCGUUAUCCCUUGGUGUUUUUUUAGUUCAUAUUUGAGUACCCGAUGAGCAUACAGAUGAAUAUUCACUUCUAGGUUCAAACUUUGGUUCUGGGUGACUAAGGUUUUAAUCACUAUGAAGGAAGGCUAGAGAAAAUUUGGAGCUUUUGAGAUAUCGUUAUUACCCACAGUUCUUGCAUGGUUGUGGUUGUAAGGUGGGGGAAAGAUUCCUUCGAUACAGAAUGUUUUCAGAUGAAUCGUUCCUUGCGUAGGCAUUUUUAGAAAUCCAUUAUUUUUUUACUCUUUUUCUUUCUGCGUAUCAGAUUACAUUCCCUGCGUUACAUACAGUAGUAGUGUGGAGCAUAUUUGGGUGUUUUUUAUUGCAAAUUCAUUGGUUCGGACUACUUUAUUUUUAGCCUUUUGGAUCAUUUAUUCUUCCAACUCUCACUGAUUGAUUGCUGGCAUUACCUCUGGCUGUUGUGCUCGGACUAAGAGAUAUCUGGUAUUCCAUUCUAGCUGUGGAGGCUGUCUAUCUCGGGGUGUAUGACACGCUGUUGAUUAGGCCUGCAGUGUGUAUUGUCUUCAUGAGAGGGUAGAAGUCACAGUUCCGGUCCAUAUCUGUGUGAUCCCUUGGUAGUAAUCAUUGAUAUUAUUUCCAAUAGAAUGAUAAUCCCUCAGAAUUUAUCGUCCAUUUUUUUCUCAAAUAAGUAAUAGGAGAGUAAAAAUAAAGAUUUAAUUCUUUUCGGUCCAACAAUGAGAAUCAUUUAUUUUGAUCUAUUGCGAGUUUAGUUUUUGCAUUUUGUGAAUCAGCUGUCUUACUGGGAACCUCAUUGCAUUGGUACUAGGUUUGUGCUAAGGCAUGAGGAGCACAUUGAGUUUGCUAAACUUGGACUUCGAGAUAAUGUUGCGCAGAUUUGCGUCUUAGAGGUAUCCCAUAAUAUUUUUCUGAAAAAAAAUGUAAUAUAAUGUUAGUUUUCACUGUUUCAAUGGGUCAGAUUAAUUCUUCUGGUGUGGUCUUCUCUACAUCUUUUCUUUUUCAUUUACUGGGUCAGCAUACUAAUGCAGUGUGAUUGUUUUUAUUUAUCAGUCGAGUCAAAGUCCUUGUAACAGUUCUGCGGCUUCACCUGCGAGGUAGGUCGAAUCCUUUUCCUUGUGCCUUGUCUAAAAUUACAGACACCGUACUCCUGUCAUAACAUCUUCAAUCCAUCUAGCUUUGUAGAGAACUGGAUUUUAUAUCUUAAGUUGUCCACUCACAACGAAGAAAAAGCUAUCAUUUGCUCAAUUUCCAUUGCUUUGUAUGGCUGUUAUCCACUUUAUGUGUGAUAGUAAAUGAAUAGAAGCGUUAUGAUAGCUUCUAAUGGGAAAGAAAAUGCAGAUCUCAUCCAUCCCUGGGAAUCGAUCGGGUUGUGGUCUGCAACAUUCAUGUGCUUUACAAUCCGAAGAGAGGAGAAAUUAAACUUGGCCAGGUACAUCCUUCUUUGCUGCUGCAAUUUUUUUUUAAUAACAUAUACUGUCCGUUCACAAUUUUCCUUGAUUUCAUUAUUGAAUUCGAAAUAACUGCAAAUUUGGCCAGUCCCGAGGGACUGUGAUUGCUGUUCACAUUCCUUAUUGUGUUUCGACUGGCAUCCUGCCCAAUAGAUUCUGGUCAUGAAUCCAGAUUUUGAACCCCUUAAACCUACAGUGCCUACAAUCAACAGAAUCCUUCAAUAACCCAACAUCUCCUUGCACCUACGAGCCAUCAAAUACGUCGCAUUCAAUGGGAUUGUGAAGUUGGUUUCAUCUUAUGAUGCCGUCAAAUGGGCCCCAUCCCAUAGACUUGUCGAAUACGUUUUAUUUCAUGAGCCUAUAAAUGAAUUAGAUGAAUUUGUUGAAUCAACUUCAUCUAUUAUACUCGUAAAUGAGCUUCAUCUUAUUGAUUUAUUGAUAGGUUCCUUCCUAUAUACUGGCAAAUGGCCGAUUUGUCAAAUGAGUUUCAGCCCACAGACUUCGAAAUGAACUACAUCUCUUAACUCGCCAAAUGGGGCCUAUCGUAUGAGCUUGUCAAAUAGUCCUCAUCCCUUAACCUCACUGAUAGGUUCGACUUCUAAACUUGUCAAGUGAAAGGAGUAUUCUCAGAUGGGCAUCAAAUUUGCAAUAUCAGAUGGAUUUCUUCUCAUACAUUCAACUCCGACCUAUUUUUAGCCCUGUGAAUUAUUGUUUAUGAAUUGUGAUUUCUCUUAUUUGAGGCAUCAAUCUUGUGGUAGUAGAUCGUGUUUAUUUGUUAAUGAGGGCUUUAUUAACGCUAAUUCUGGUAGGUGAGAAGGGUCUUAAUUUAUACAACGAACCUAAACAUCUCAGUCUCAUCAAUAAAACAAAAGAUAACGAGUUUUUCCCUAUGUUGGGUGUGCGGGCAUCACAUCAUGGCACAUACUAAGCUUAUGGACUCCAACUAUAACGGCUAUAGCUAACUUUCUGAUUUUCUGUGCAGGUCAGAACACUUCUAAAUCAAGCAUACUCUGUCUCUAAGAUUUGGGAUGAUGCUCCAGUUAUCAUCUGCGGAGAUUUCAACUGCACCCCAAAGGUCGAAUUUGUAUUCUCUGAAUGGAGGGCGUGCUCAGUUUAAAGCUAUUUGUUUGCUACAACUAUGCUAUUCUUUGAGUCUCACCUGUGCUUCUUUAUGUUUUUUCAGAGCCCACUUUACAAUUUUAUUUCCGAGCAGAAGGUAAGUGUUUUGCGAAAAAAAUUGGGUUUCUUCUGUAUAGAUAUUUCCCUGUAGAUGUAAGCAUUUUUACUUUCUUGCAGUUAAAUUUAUCUGGGCUUGCUAGGAACACUGUCUCGGGACAAUACUCUCCCAUUUACUACCCACCACGAACAUUUAAUCAGGAACUGGGAAUGAAAAGCCAUCACAGCGAUAAGGGCAUUACAGAUAACGCAUUACAAGGUAAUCAAUUCUCUUUCAAUCGUGUCUUAGUGAUUAUCUACUUCCAUAGAGAAUCUGAAAAUGGGAAUAAAUUCAAACCUGAUGAACGUUGCAGGAAUAGAAAUGGAUGGAUCUGACAAUUCAACCACAUGCGAGGAAAAAUAUUCACCAACAGAAACGAGUGUGGAUAUGCUUCAGCCUGGUGACAUUGUGACCUCUGAGGAAAGAGAAGGUGCGGACAGUUCUAGAAAUGCUUCCUCUCAGGGUGUUGCUCUCCCUUCAACAGUAGACUUCCAGUAUCCCUGUUCUUCCGGUGAAACAUUGAGGAGCAUUCUUGAUCAACAUUUAGUCACAACCUCUGGGAACAUUGAGGCCAAGGCUGACACUAUAGAUUUGCUUCAUGAGGUGAAUUCAUCCACAACUCACGCAAGAUUGAAGGAAGAGUUCACUGGUAUCGAAAUGACUAAAGAUGCUUCAAACUCUUCCAAUAAUAUACCUUCUCGGGUAGGAGAUAAAGAUGGUCUUACUCCGCAUGGCGUGGAUAAUAGUUCGGAUUCGAUACCCGAUGUUGUUAUCCUCAAUAGGACUUCAUGUCAAUGGAUCUCAAAGGCAAUUACCUUUUCCUCAGAAAGCAUUGCUGUAUCCCCAGUUGGUUUGCCAUCUGAUCUAGAAAGAACUAUUCUUGAUGUUUCCCGUCAUAAUUCUCACGAGGACAAGAACUUGGACUCGUGUUUGGAUUUUGCAACAGAGGAUUUGUCAGCGGGUCAUACUACAGAAAAGGUGGAAAAUUUGAGUACCCUUAGCGUACAGGUUAUGGCAGAAAGGGUAACCUCUUACACUGUCCUUGACGUCACUGAAGCGGGAAUUUCUGAUAUCAGUGAUGGUAAUGCCGCACUAGAAGCAAGUUCUUGUCCAAUUGAUGAAGGGGAAGAGGGCAGCUCAGACCCUACUUUUCUUGAAGAGCUUCAUGGACCGAGUAAUGUGCAGGAGUCUAUGGAAGUACUAUCAGGCGCAUCAUUUUCAAGCCAAUGGAUGCGCCGGUCGUAUCCUGAUCCUUUUUUGUGGACCCCUAUGGAAAUCACAGCAGCAUCAGGAAACCCAGAAACUACCUCUCUUGAGCAUAAUCUCAAGUUGAAGAGUGCCUACACAGAAGUCGAGGUACUCGAUGGCUCACCCAUUUCUUUGAUUGAUUUCUUUUAUGCUGUGAGGGGGUGGUUUUCUCUCUUUUGCUCUACUCCUAUGAUCCUUCAGAUUUUAUAUUCCGGGUCCUCGGUAUCUGUUGAUUGUCCAUCUUAUUGAUGGGGAUGCUAUGAUGCUUAUCCAUCUGUUGCUCCAAAAUUUUGGGAAGGCAGUUCAAAGUUGAUGCGGUUUUUAUUUUUUUAUUUAGCAAUGAUUUUCAGGGGGAUUUUUUUUUUUUGAAUUCCACCUCUAUAUGUUUUUGCUCCUUUAGGAUUAUGCAGGGACGAAGGAUUCCAAUGGAGAACCCAAGGUGACAAGCUACAACAGGCAAUUCAUGGGCACAGUCGAUUAUAUAUGGUCAGUUGGCAUCAGAAAUAUUCCAUUGUAUAGUCGAUCAGCACUGCCUAUUAGCUAUUGUAUUGUCCUUCAUAUUCUAGUGACUAGUAUCCCUCAGUUCCUCUUCCGUUGAGCCAAUCUGCCCCAUCCUUGAUCAAUUAGCACCAAUCCUUUGCUUUAUAAGUCUACUUGUCCACCAGGCACUCUGAAGGACUCCAAACUGUUCGAGUGCUGGAUACAAUACCACAGAAUGUUCUCCGACGAACCUGUGGCUUUCCCACAAGGGUAAACUUCAAUCUCUCUCUCCCCUUCUCUCUCUCUCUUAGCCUACCCCUUCUAAGGUUUACCGUUGACUUCUUAUGCAGAAAUGGGGGAGUGAUCAUAUUGCUCUGGUGUGCGAGUUUGCCUUCAAGAAGACUUGAACACAAUGGUCAAUCCUUGUGGCUUCCCCACAAGGGUAGACUUGAGUCUCUCUCUCUCUCUCUCUGCCCACCCUUCUAUGAUUUACCGUUGACUUUCUCAUGCAGAAAUGGGGCAGUGACCAUAUUUCUCUGGUGUGGGAGUUUGGCUUCAAGAAGACUUGAACACAAUCGUCAAUCUAACAAUGGUGGGUGUCCUCAUUUUCUCCGAGCUAGUAUAUAUUGGGCGCAGCAGACGAAAGUUUUAGUGGCUGGUGGAUGGCACGCGGUGGACUGAUUACCCGUGGAGUCUGGCGUUGGUCUCUCUCUCUCUCUCUCUCCCCGUUGACCACGACAUCACUCCUCCUGAUCUUGUUACUAACUUAAAGAGCCCUCUGCUCAGGAUCCUGUGAGAUCUAUGGUUACAGUCUCAAAGAGGUCCUGGUUGAGGCCUAAUUGGGCCUAGUCUUCCUGAUACUGGGCCACAACUCUGA